This is a messenger RNA of Vigna angularis (adzuki bean), 2205 nucleotides long. Its product is annotated as folylpolyglutamate synthase. The coding region runs from base 282 to 1913 and encodes 543 amino acids. The record is from RefSeq and is a predicted model, not a curated record. Gene Ontology annotation, molecular function: tetrahydrofolylpolyglutamate synthase activity; ATP binding. Gene Ontology annotation, cellular component: cytoplasm; mitochondrion; cytosol. The transcript is spliced from 16 exons. Lineage: Eukaryota; Viridiplantae; Streptophyta; Magnoliopsida; Fabales; Fabaceae. Gene Ontology annotation, biological process: tetrahydrofolylpolyglutamate biosynthetic process.
AUGAUACACUCUGCCACAGGGUACUAGCAAAAGUGUACGUAGCUGAGGAUGAACCUAUUCUUCUUCUGUAGCGUAGCGCAUGUACUUCUCUUUUCAAUUGGCCAAAACAAAAUAAAUAAAUGGAAUUAAUCUGAAGACGUUUACCACAAACGACAAAUUCUUCAAUCUUUUUUCGGUCCUUCAAAUCUCAACCUCACCUUCCACUUUUCACCCUCCUCCUAUCUCCCUUCCAUUCAGACAAACACUUUCUGUUUCAUUCACAACUCAAAACCUCAAUCGCCAUGUCUGACCAAGAAGUCGGCAAAGGGUCUCCAAAAUCUUCUUCUUUGAGUCCCUAUGAAGAAGCUAUGGAGGCCUUGUCGUCUUUGAUCACUAGACGCACUCGGGCUGAUGCUAGCAAUGUGGGGGAUCAGUUUGACCUGUUGUUUGAUUACCUGAAGAUGCUAGAUUUGGAGGAGCCAAUUGCGAAUAUGAAGGUUAUCCAUGUGGCUGGGACCAAAGGGAAGGGAUCUACAUGCACCUUCACAGAAUCUAUAUUACGUAACUGUGGUUUUCGCACCGGACUCUUUACAUCUCCUCAUCUCAUUGAUAUCCGAGAAAGAUUUCGUUUGGAUGGAAAGGAAAUCUGUGAAGAGAAAUUUUUAGCAUAUUUCUGGUGGUGUUAUGACAGACUGAAGGAAAAAACUGAUGAAAACAUUCCAAUGCCCACUUAUUUCCGUUUUCUUGCCUUACUUGGCUUCAAGAUAUUUGCAGCAGAGCAGGUUGAUGUUGCUAUAUUGGAGGUUGGAUUAGGUGGCAAGUAUGAUGCCACAAAUGUGGUUCGGGCCCCUAUUGUGUGUGGAAUAACUUCUCUAGGGUAUGACCACAUGGAGAUUCUUGGGAAUACUCUGGGAGAAAUUGCUGGUGAGAAGGCGGGUAUCUUCAAGAAUGGGAUUCCAGCUUUCACAGUGCCUCAACCUGACGAAGCAAUGCAUGUACUUGAAGAGAAGGCUUCUCAACUAAAUGUAUCUCUUCAAGUGGUUACUCCAUUAGAUGCCCAAUUGCUAAAUGGUUUAAGACUUGGGCUUGAAGGUGAGCACCAAUAUGUAAAUGCUGCUCUUGCCAUUUCACUGUGCUUUACAUGGCUGAAAAGGACUGAGCAUAUUGGAGAUAUCUAUUUGGAACAAACUGACAAGUUGCCAGAGCAGUUCAUAAAAGGUUUAAUCAGUGCAAGUUUGCAAGGAAGGGCACAGAUUGUUCCUGACCAACACCUGAAGGGUGAAAGAUCAAAUAGACUUGUUUUCUUUUUAGAUGGGGCUCACAGUCCUGAAAGCAUGGAAGUGUGUGCAAGGUGGUUUUCUCUGGCCAUUAAAGAGUACAGCCCAGACCAAACCUUGUUUCAUCAGCAACUGGAUAAUUCUAAAUUCUCACAUGAAGUAGUGAAGACGCACAAUGGAGAAAGAGUAUCCCAGGGAAAAUCCACUCCGAUAUUGCUGUUCAAUUGUUUGACUGUCAGGGAUCCGCAGUUGCUUCUUCCUCACUUAAUGAAAACGUGUGCUGAUAACGGUGUCUACUUCAAGAAGGCUCUUUUUGUACCAAGUUUGUCUGUGUUUAAUAAAGUUGGACCCCAGGCUUUUACUCUCACUGAUCCCAAAGUUGAUCUGUCAUGGCAGUUCAAUCUUCAAAGAGUGUGGGAAAAUCUCAUGCAAAGCAGCAAAGCAGGUAAAAACACCGACAUUGUUUCUGAAGAACUAAAAGAUGACAUGGAAACGAGUGCCAGUAACUGUGAACACAGCGCAGUGUUUCCGUCACUGCCAUUGGCAAUCAAAUGGCUUAGGGACAGAGUGCAACAGAAUCAGUCACUUCGUUUACAGGUCCUUGUAACUGGCUCUUUACAUCUUGUUGGGGAUGUGUUGAACUUAGUCAAGAAGUGAUUUUCGUUGGGAGAAUUUGAAGAUUCCUUCAAGAUUGGGUUUCCAUUCUAAAGCUGGGUGAGUUUUCUCUGGCAUUGACACAGUUCAUUGUUGAGCUGGUUGUGCACUUCGGUUCUGAAAAUUCAAUAGUGUGUGCUUGUCAUCAACCCAACGCCAUUGGACAUUCACUUGAUACAUCUACUGCGUUGGUUAAUUUUCUCGUAUUGAUCUUUGCUUCCAAAGAAAUGUACACUCUUACCGUAUGAAGAGCUAAUUUAUUUUGGAAUACCGAAGAAAGUCACAAUUUAACUUA